Xyrauchen texanus (razorback sucker) is the source of this 3982-nucleotide messenger RNA. RefSeq names its product THAP domain-containing protein 2-like. Gene Ontology annotation, molecular function: sequence-specific DNA binding. The record is from RefSeq and is a predicted model, not a curated record. The transcript has 2 exons. NCBI's taxonomy places the organism in Eukaryota, Metazoa, Chordata, Actinopteri, Cypriniformes, Catostomidae. Bases 3242 to 3982 code for a protein of 246 amino acids.
GUGGUGUUUAUUGUUAGUUCAUGUUAACCGAUGUAGAUGUUAACAAAUGGAACCUUUUUGUAAAGUGUUACCACAUUUUAAUUUUUGGUUAAACCAUCUCUUUGAGAGGACAAGUCAGUUCUCACCAGAUGCAUUAAAAACGGCUGUUUAAUAUUGACAAAAUGCAUUAAAAAUGUUAACAGAUAACAUCCUGAGAGAACCUUGUUGCUAAAUCAGUUCUGUUGUGUAUUCAAAACAGAUAUGCAUAUUAAAGAUAGAUAAUGUCUUUUUUUUAAUUAUAAUUUAUUGUUACAUUAUUAAAAUUAUUAUAAUGCAUAUUGUUAUAGUAAAACUAACUGAUUCACAUCAAGCAGAGAAAAUCCCUCAGAUACAUACAUUAGAUGGAGCUCUAGAAAGAUGAGAUGUAAUGGGUAGAGCCAACCGAUACUGAUUUUAGAGGGGGGAAAUUCACAGAUUACCGAUAUGGUGGCCGAUAUAGUUAAUUUUUAAGCUGGAAUGAAAACAGACCUUUUUUAUGUUAAUUGGGCACCAAUUUUGCACCAAUAUGACCAUGCAAAGGCACUCAGAAGGCUGCUUUUUUUAAACAAAUAUUUUUAUCAAAGAAUAUUUUACAUUAUAUUUAUAAUUUAACAAAUUCUAGAAAUGAACACUUAGAAAAUAAAGAAUAAAUGAAAAUACAAUAAAUGGCUAAAUAAACAUCAGUACUGUAUGUUCAGUAUCAGUCAUUUGCUGACCAUUUAAAUACAGAAUAAAUUCAAAUAUAAUAAAUAGUAUAAUAAACACAAGUACUGAAUGGUAUUAGUUAAUGGGUGACCAUUUCAAUAAAGAAUAAAUAAAAAAUAAAAUAAAUAGCUAAAUAAACAUAGUAUCAGUCAAAUGGCUAUUUUAAUAUUGCCAGCCAAUUAGGGGCAGGUUGUUAAACAAGAAGCAUUUACACUUGCCGAGUCAAUAGAUAAACAGCAGCAGGGGUGUAGUCUGCUAUACAAGUACAGGGCAAACUUUCAACGGUGGAAAACCAGACUUUUAAAUAUUACAUUUUGUAAACGCAAUGACUGGAAUUGUUUGGUUGUUUGGAGGUAUUCGCAAACUGCGAAUCCUGAACAAAACAGUUUGGUGAAUACCUGUUACACAUUAGCUUCCAUUCAGCUGACAAGGUAUGAAAGUAGUUACAUACUAUAGGUAUAAGCUUGUUGUCAUGGAGAUUUAAUAGAGACGUUGUUUAUUUACUUUCCAGCAUUGCAUCUCACCAACUAGGUAACAACAUAGUGUGAAAUAAACACUCAAUAGACACAAUCCACCACUGCACCAUUGUCUGCUGAGCUGCAAAAUGUUGCUCUGAUGUUAACCUUUCAAUCUGCUAUGUUACUGACUGCACUAAUAAACUAUAGCUGGCUAACAUAGCAAACAAAUGUGAUAAACAUGAGUGACAUGGUUGUCAGCGACAGCUAACAUUAACAUGUUAUAUUGAAAAGGGAAAAUGAUGGGGUCAUUGUUUAUUAACUUUCCUGUAUGUAUUUCACAAACGUUUUAGCAACUUACCGUGAAGACACCGUUUAAAUCUGCACUGUCUGCUGAACCACCGUCAGCCCAGCUCUGUAAACAAUGGAGUCUGAGUGCGCUCUGGUGGACAAACUAUGUUAUGACACCAACUUUAAAUCACCCCAAGCAUUGCUUUUUGCAUUAUAUGUUCUGAAAUAAAUGUUUUCAUAAUCGGCCGUCCACUAGUAACAGGUGUAAGUCUGUUUUAAGCGUUUCUCUUCACUCUACAGAUGGCAUUAUUACACAAAGUGUUUUUGCAAUUUCUGCCUUUCUUGCUGUUUUAUGAGGGAGCGCCACGAUGUGACUAGACAAAAUUAGAUCUCCAUCGCAUUGAUCGCUUAUAGAGAUGUGGUACAACACCAUUCGCAUGUCCAAUUAACAGGUUUAUACCCGUUUAUAUAUGUAAAAUCUAAAGUUCAGUAGAUACAUGCUUCCCCACUGCUCGUAUUCACAAGCUGCUGAACACUGCACCAUGAGUUAAGGUGAGAGGGAGACACGAUAGAGGGAUUUCCCUGGAUUUUGAAAGUGAAACAUUAAAGAGAUUAAAAUUGUGCUCAAUCCUGCACUAUUGAGCUAACAUUCAUUAUUGAGAUUUUAGUCAGGCUACUUGUCCGGUCGGGCAAGUAAAAUUCUCUUUAACUUGCCUGUUCAAAAUUUCCACUUGAUACUUGGCUUGACAAGCCCUGCCGUAUUGAAUUACAUUCUUAACACACACACACACACACACACACACGGCAGCUCCAAAAUUCACAUCUGAGGUAUGACUGUGUAAAUUAUGUUGUAGAACAAAACGUCCUUGUAUCGUCAAGUAAUAUUUACCACUAACCUUAUUUUACACAAGUUUCAAAAAAUGUCAUCUACAAAUUGAUGUCACGGUUGAACAGUUCUAUUAACAGCCAAACUUGAACAUACUGAUGCUGAUCUGCAGAUUCAAUCAAGAAUACUUAAUACUUGUUUAAGCCGAAUCACUUUUGUGUGUCUGCCUGAAAUGAUUGGGUGUUUGUUUGGUUUUAAGGACAUAUAUUUUUGUAAGUACAGCAGUAGGUUCUGAUGGAGUAAUUGAGUGUAUUUGUUUUGGUCUCAGCAUCAACAUGACAGGAGACACUGAUCUGGAGAUUGAUAUAGUUUAUAUAGUUUGUACAUGGGAUAUAUUUGUACACAUUCACUAACAUUUGAACCUGUUCUGUGUGUGUAGUUGGAGGAUAAGACUGAAUUCCAUGAGGAGUUCAUCCGCUGCCUGAAGUAUGCCAUGAUCAUUAAACACCCGUAAACCAGCAGUUGAGAACGUCAUUGAUUUUGUCACAAAGUUUGCUGAUAGUUUUCAAACGCCUGUAAAUGAGGAGGUCGAAGAGGAGGAGGAGGACCCAGGGUUUCCGCGGGGUCUUAAAAAGUCUAAAAUUUCAAAAUCACAAUUUAAGGCCUUAAAAAGUCUUAAAUUUGCUGAAGCAUUGUGUUCUAGGUCUUAAAUAAUUUUAAACAGGUCUUAAUUUUCCUACGUCCAUGUAAAUCUCAUUUAAAUGCUCCCGCAGCGCUUUGGAAUGUUUUUUUUUUUUUUUAAUUCCGUGGUGUUGUAGUUUGUUAUUUCGCUAGUCCAAAUAUAAUUCGCUGUAUAAACCUUUUACGCACUUCCGCAUUUUUCGAACGGAAAUACGUCAAUGAAGUGUAUUAGAACUUCCUGUUAUCGUAGCGGCAGAUACGAAAAAUGGCAGAGUCGAAGAGUCGCAGUUUCUGUUGUGUUCCAGGCUGUUCGUCUUCCACCCAAAAACAGCCCUACCUUUCGUUUCAUUCUUUUCCUAUCGAUCCAAACCUGAAACCCAAAUGGAUACAGGCGAUCCGAAGAGAGGAAGGGAACAGUUUUGAGAUAAAAAGAGGUAGCACCUAUGUCUGCAGCCGGCACUUCGCUCCGGAGGAUUACGUUGGUGGCUGUGUCGUUCGUCGCCUGAAGAGUGGUGUUGUUCCGAGCUUAUUCCCUUGGAACAAUUUUACUGCUCCUUUGAGAAGGGAGUCAGUAUAUGACAGAACCAUAAAACGUCAGUCUAGUAUCCAGCUAUGCUGUGAAGAUAGCACCAUGGUGGCUAAGGCAGUAAGGAUGGAUCACGACUACGUGACACACCCACCUGCAGGUGCUCUGGAUGAGGCUUUGGAUUACAUCCAUGACUUAGAAGCCAUGUUGCAAAACACUGACCUACCACCCCCUACUCUCUUCAGCCGAUACUGUUCAUCGGAUGACCAAAUUCGUUUCUACACCAAAUUUCCAUCCGAGAGGGUUUUUACUAUUUUUUGGGAGUCGAUUGCACCAUUUGCCCUUAGACUGGUGUACUGGACCAAAGCAAAGAGGGCAGGUGAGGAAGGCUGCCAAGAUCCCAGCCCACCACGCAUCAUGCCAUUAAUAGAUGAGUUCUUGAUGUACUCCAUGCGGGUUGCUGUUGGCAUGAAGGAGUAG